AUGGCAUUGGGCAUCACUGGAAAGAACUAUUUAUUGUGGGCACUAGAUGGUGAAAUUCACUUGGAUGCAAGGGGACUUGGUGAGACCAUUAAGGAAGGAAAUAAAGCAACAACUCAAGAUAAGGGGAAAGGCAUGAUAUUCCUUCACCUUCAUGAAGGUCUUAAGAUUGAAUACUUGAUUGUUAAAUACCCUCAAAUCCUUUGGAUCAAUCUAAAGGAAAGAAUCACUUCACAGUUGAAUUUAUGUGGAGAGAAAAUUACUGAUGCAAAAACGAUAGAAAAAACAUACUCCACUUUCCACGCAAAUAAUAUUGUCUUGCAUACACAAUAUCAUGAAAAGGGAUUCAAGAAACAUUCUGAAUUAAUUUCUUGUCUCCUAAUGGCUGAGCAAAACAACGAGCUACAAAUGAAAAAUCACGAAUUACGCCUAACUGGUUCUGCUCCAUUCCCUGAAGCGAAUGUGAAAACUAAAAAUGGGCAAGAAUUGAAAGAAACAAACCAUGCCAAUGGCAGUGGUAAAGGACGUGGUCGUGGUCGUGGUUAUAGUCGUAGACGUGGAUAUAGAUAUGGCCAAGGUGGUUAUUUUAGAAACUCAUAUUGGGAUCGUAAAGAUGAAAGCAAGCAUGAGAAAGAAAAGGAAAACAAUGUGACCAAUAAAUGCUAUCGUUGUAGAGGAAAAGGUCAUUGGUCACGUCUAUGUCGUACUCAAAAGCACCUAGUUGAUCUUUAUCAGUAG
This is a messenger RNA of Hibiscus syriacus, 735 nucleotides long. RefSeq lists its product as uncharacterized. The record is from RefSeq and is a predicted model, not a curated record. The transcript has 2 exons. NCBI's taxonomy places the organism in Eukaryota, Viridiplantae, Streptophyta, Magnoliopsida, Malvales, Malvaceae. The coding region runs from base 1 to 735 and encodes 244 amino acids.